Saccostrea echinata is the source of this 1502-nucleotide messenger RNA. RefSeq lists its product as uncharacterized. The record is from RefSeq and is a predicted model, not a curated record. The coding region runs from base 41 to 358 and encodes 105 amino acids. The transcript is spliced from 5 exons. NCBI's taxonomy places the organism in Eukaryota, Metazoa, Mollusca, Bivalvia, Ostreida, Ostreidae.
CGUGUUUCUGUACACAGCAACGCAAAUUGCAAAUAUCACAAUGAAAAGGCAAAGAUCUGUAGAGAGAAAGAAUAAGAGUGUUUCUAAGAGGCGCCGUAUAGAGCCCUCUUCAGAUGACAAACAGUGGUACGAGGUGAUGUUGAGUCUGGCGGCUAAAUCUGCUCGUAAAUUGACCAGUGCCAUCAACAAGUCUGAGGAGCGUAGGGAACUUCCCACCAUACCACAACCUACGCACCAGAUGGAGUGGUUGGCUAGAGUCAAUUUUAAGCACAGGGAAGUGCGCCGUGACGUAUCAAAACAGAGACAACACCAAGUCUCCAAGACUCAGGACUUGAACACAUCCUUUUACGUCUAUUAAUAAGGAGAUUGUUCUUGGUAAAGAUGCAAACUGCAAAGAUAUUUUUUCAGCAAACGUCUUUGGCAAGAUGGACAUAGUGACAAUCCCAUUUGCACUUGCACUCUGUGUUGAGUCUCUUGAAUAUGGAAUAUUAUCAACUUUCGGCAUGUUUGUACAAAGACAGUGUUGUAUAUAUUCAACGCAUGCGUUGUAUUAGACAUUGCUAAUAUAGCAUUCAUACGAAUAUCGCUGUGCUGGAAUUCCGUUAUAACGGGGAGCAUUAAAAUAGGACCCUGUGUGUUUUAAUUUCAACACAUGUGAGACAUACUUGACAGAGACGUUGUUCAUAUGACAAGUUUUAUUGCCGUCUCAAGAUAGUCAUGGUACCCAAGACUGUACUGAGCUGAGAUUUUUUAAUUAAGCCAUUUUUGGGGACAAUGUGCAUGACUGUACAAAGUGUUGUAUUUAAUACAUUUCCUGCUUUUUUGCAGAGGAAUUGUUUACUGGCAUGUUUUCUUUGCCGUUAUUUUGUAGGGCAAAACCCACCAUUUUAGCGGUUUAUUUCUCUUGAUAUAUAAAAAUUAAACAAACGACGAGGACCGAGAUUUCAAGAUAUUGAAAAAAAAAACCCAAAGUAAUUUGCAAUGUCUGAAAAAUAAAUAUUAUUUUGACUUUAAUUUCAUAUUUUCCUCUCAAAUUUUGACAUUCUUUAUAUAAAAUUUCCUGUUUAUUUCAAUUUUGGUUUUUUUUUUUUAAUUCUUUCAAAUAAUAACAUAGAUAAAAUGAGCUGGUGUGAUACACUCCUAGUUUAAAAUAGUGGGUUAGUGCCAAUUUUUUUUUUUUUUUAGCAAUCUGUCCGUUGUUGUCCAAUUUUAGACUGACGAAUAUCUUUGAUAAAAGUCUAAUAUAUAAAAGUAAGAUGUACCCAUAAAUAAUGAUUUUCAAAAUUUUAUUUGCAUGGUUAAUUAUUUCCAUUUGAAAAUUUGACCAUUCUCAGCGGGACAGAUUGCUUAUGUACAUGUUUUCUGUACAUGUAAUUUUUUUUCGAUUAUCUUUGACACUCAGAGUUUCAGUAUCAUUUUUUAAAACGAAAAAUGGUCAUUUUAUUGAUAUAAAUAUAUAGUUCAACUUUCAUAAGAUAUAAAUGGCAAAAAUAUAUUUUAUA